This is a messenger RNA of Anopheles nili, 2444 nucleotides long. RefSeq names its product annulin. Lineage: Eukaryota; Metazoa; Arthropoda; Insecta; Diptera; Culicidae. Gene Ontology annotation, biological process: peptide cross-linking. The transcript has 6 exons. The record is from RefSeq and is a predicted model, not a curated record. The coding region runs from base 1 to 2292 and encodes 763 amino acids. Gene Ontology annotation, molecular function: protein-glutamine gamma-glutamyltransferase activity.
AUGAGCUACUUGUACGAAUACGUGGAGAAAUACCUACCAGUGUCUUGGCGAAGGAAACGCAUCCGACGGCCAAUCAUCUGGUCAUCUCCGGAGUAUUCACCGUCGGCUGAGGUGUUGACGGUGAAAUCCGUCGAUCUGUGUAUCGAAGAAAAUGGCAAGGAUCACCACACCAAGCGGUAUGAGCUGAUGAGCCGUGACGAGUAUAGUGGCAAGAUACCGAAGCUUGUUGUACGGCGUGGACAGCCCUUUAGAUUGCGAUUGAUUUGCGAUCGACCCUACGAUCGCAGCCGUGACGCGUUGAGUUUGAUUUUCACGGUAGCUGACGAGGAUCAGCCCACGCACGGACACGCAACGCUUGUUGGUAUUCCGGUCAAUCAAUUCCCGGAGCAGUUGGGUGAACCGCAGGAAUGGGGCGCAGCGAUCGAGACGAUCCAUGGCGAUCUGUUGGAGAUCCUGGUGAAGCCAGCAGCCACAGCACCGGUUGGACAAUGGAAACUGGACAUCGACACGAAACUGCUGAGUGAUGCCUUCGGAAGGAGCUAUUCACUGCCUCAGGCGUUCUACGUUCUCUUCAAUCCUUGGUGUGUGGACGAUCAGGUGUACCUGGACGAAAAAGCUCAUCGCCACGAGUACGUGAUGAGUGACACGACGCUCAUUUUCCGAGGAUCAUACAACCGCUUGCGUCCGUCGGUGUGGAAGUUCGGUCAGUUCGAGCAGCACAUCCUCGACUGUUCGUUGCUGUUGAUCGCGAAAAUCGGCAAGGUCAGCGCAACACACCGAGGAGAUCCGGUUCGGGUGUGCCGUGCCAUUUCGGCAGCCGUAAACUCACCAGACGAUGAUGGUGCGCUGUUGGGCAACUGGAGCGGAGACUUUGCCGGUGGAACACCUCCAACAAAGUGGGUCGGAUCGGUUGAGAUUUUGCAGCAGUUUUACAAGAAGCAGAAACCCGUCAAGUUUGCCCAGUGCUGGGUGUUUGCUGGCGUUGUUUCCACGGUUGCUCGAGCCAUCGGCAUACCGUCGCGAGUGGUGACGAACUACUCCUCCGCACACGACACACAAGCCUCACUGACGGUGGACUACUUCGUCGAUAAGAGCGGUAAGAUCAUGGAGGAGAUGAACGCUGACUCUAUCUGGAACUAUCACGUGUGGAACGAAGUGUGGAUGCAACGUCCCGACCUCGGUAUCAGUUCCGAUGGCGAUUAUGGUGGGUGGCAGGCGAUCGAUGCCACUCCUCAGGAGACAUCAGAUGGCAUGUUCCGUUGUGGACCGGCCUCGGUACUCGCCGUGAAGCUGGGUGAGGUGCUAAAGCCAUACGACAACAAUUUCCUCUUCGCGGAGGUGAAUGCUGAUAAAGUGUUUUGGCGCUACACGGGCCCGCACCAUCCGUUGAAGCUGCUUCGCAAGGAUGUGUUGGGCAUUGGGUUGUUCAUUAGCACUAAAGCUGUUGGACGCUGGGAGCGUGAGGACAUCACGGCGAGCUACAAGUUUGCCGAGAAAUCGGACGAGGAACGCGCAACGAUGCUGAAGGCACUGAAGCAAGCGAACAGCUACUUCAGUCGGUACUAUCUGAACGAGGAGUUCAACGAAGUGUACUUUAACUUUGAAUUGCGAGACGACAUCAAAAUUGGCGAACCAUUCAGUGUGAUUCUACACAUCAAAAAUCGAUCAUCGGAAAAUCGCCAUGUAGUGGAUGGUUCGCUGCAUGUUGAUACCGUGCUGUACACGGGCAAGAAUCGGGAAAGCGUAAAGGUGGACAGAUUCUCAAUAACUCUCGAACCCGGAACGGAGGAAUUCGUGCGAUUGGUGGUAGAGUUCCAGGAGUACUACCGUAAGCUGCGUGAUCAGGCCGCAUUCAACAUUUCGUGCAUGGCCACAGUGCAGGACACGGAGUUUGAGUUUUACGCUCAAGAUGACUUCCGCGUAAGGAAACCGGACAUCAAGAUAUCCCUGCUGGGAAAGCCGGUAUCUCAGGCACCAGUCGAUGUGCAGGUUACGCUGGAGAACCCGCUGCCGAUCGCUUUGCGAAAGGGAAUUUUCCACAUCGAAGGAUCGGGCAUUGGAAAGCCGGUGCUCUUUAAGCACCCAGAAAUAGCGGCCGGAGAGAAGAUUUCAAACACCUUCACCAUGACACCGCCGUACUCGGGUCGGCUGACGAUCGCCGCAAAGUUUACCUCCAAGGAGUUGGACGACGUUGACGGAUUUCUAGCGUUUUUGGCUCACCCGCGACCCGAGGAUAUCAUCAUGGAGGCGGAAACCAACGAAAUUAUCGCCCGGACAGAUAUCAUAGACUAGGAAACUCGCCAAAGAACUUGCCAUCUUUACCCACUGCUCACUGUCUCACUAACCAACUGCCAAAAGCAUGACGUUUCGUUACGUGUUAACAUUGUUCGGAAAAGUAAAAUGUAUUUAAUGUUAUACCAAUAAACAAAACACGAGCCGACCGA